ACGUAUCGGCGCCGCGGCCGCGUGACGCGUUUUCAAAUCUUCAACCGCCGCAGCCCACUCGUUUUUGCUUUUCCUCUUCCUUCUCGGCGCCCUGGGGCCGAUUUCGGCCCCGGAAACCAAACCAGCAGGCGCGGCAUCUCUACUGCGUGGGUGUGGUGGCCCGCGGAAGGGGAGAGGCGACCGGCGGGUCAACGGGCCUCAAGGAAGCCGAGUUUCCGAGACGGCCCGGGGCAACACCCUCUCCCGACCCAGCAUGUAGGUGCCGGGCGGCUGCCAUGAACUCCGGAGCCAUGAGGAUCCACAGCAAAGGACAUUUUCAGGGUGGAAUCCAAGUUAAAAAUGAAAAAAACCGACCAUCUUUGAAAUCUCUGAAAACUGAUAACAAACCAGAAAAAUCCAAAUAUAAACCUCUCUGGGGUAAAGUAUUUUACAUUGACUUACCUUCUGUCACCAUAUCUGAAAAACUGCAAAAGGACAUUAAGGAUCUGGGAGGGCGAGUUGAAGAAUUUCUCAGCAAAGAUAUCAGUUAUCUUAUUUCAAAUAAAAAGGAAGCUAAAUUUGCACAAACCUUGGGACGAAUCUCUCCUAUACCAAGUCCAGAAUCUGCCAAUACUGCAGAAACCACAUCACCUCAUCCCAGCCAUGAUGGAAGUUCAUUUAAGUCUCCAGAUACAGUGUGUUUGAGCAGAGGAAAAUUAUUAGUUGAAAAAGCUAUCAAGGACCAUGAUUUUAUUCCUUCAAACAGUAUAUUAUCUAAUGCCUUAUCAUGGGGAGUAAAAAUUCUUCAUAUUGAUGACAUUAGAUACUACAUUGAACAAAGGAAAAAAGAAUUGUAUUUACUCAAGAAAUCAAGCACUUCUGUAAGAGAUGUGGGGAAAAAAGUAGGUGUUGGCACUCAGAAAACAAAAAGUAGACUCAAAAAGCCUUUUGUAAAGGUGGAAGAUAUGAGCCAGCUUUAUAGGCCAUUUUAUCUUCAGCUGACCAAUAUGCCUUUUAUAAACUAUUCUAUUCAGAAGCCCUCCAGCCCAUUUGAUGUAGAGAAGCCAUCUAGCACCCAAAAGCAAACUCAAGUUAAACUAAGGAUCCAAACAGAUGGUGAUAAAUGUGGUGGAAUUCCAGUUCAAUUCCAGUUAAAAGAGAAGAAAAAAAAGGGAUAUUGUGAAUGUUGCUUGCAGAAAUAUGAAGAUCUUGACAUUCAUCUUCUGAGUGAGCAACACAGAAACUUUGCACAGAGUAAUCACUAUCAAGUUGUUGAUGACAUUGUAUCUAAGUUAGUUUUUGACUUUGUGGAAUACGAAAGGGACACGCCUAAAAAGAAAAGAAUAAAAUACAGUGUUGGAUCCCUUUCUCCUAUUAUUGCAACUGUUGUGAAAAGGUCUGGCACUAAAGAAGAGCUGGAAUUGCUGCAUAAUUUUCAAAAAGACUUCAGGGGAAAUGUACAUAUGAUAGAGCAGGGUUUCCUAUAUAAAGAACCUCUUCAGGAACCUGAACAAAAGUCUGUGUCUACUUCAGAACAUACCCUCCACCAUUGUAGUGAACCUAGAGAACUUGAUGAUAAAACAUCUCAUAAACGUUCCAUGUUAAAUCCAGCUGAAAAUGACAUAAAACAAAAUUUGACACCUCUGCCUCCAUGUAAAAAUAAACAAGAAUGCAUUCUUGAUGUUUCCAAACACAAAUUAAUUUUAAAUGAAAGUGACUUAGAAGUAAAGGUAGCUAACUGUCCAUGUAGGCCACAGACAUCUAUACAGGUUUCUAAUUUCAAUACAGAUGAUAGUGCAUCUCAACGAAAACAAAAGUCAGAUACUGUGCUUUUUCCAGCAAAGGACCUGAAAGAAAAGGACCUUUAUUCGGUAUUUCAUCGUGAUUCUGAUCUGUUAGCAAUAAACAGUUCACAGGAGCACCUGACAAUUUGGGCAGAAAUUCCAUCCCAAAGCCCUCCUGAGGAACCCAACACAUGUGACAUCAAGAGUAUGGACAGUUUGCCUUCUGGUAAGAUCUGUCGGAAAGUGAAAAUACCAUUAAGAAGAAAUAAAAAAGAAAACCUGGAACCAAAUGUGGGGUUAGAUAAAAAAAGAACUGAAUUUCUUACUACACAAGAAGAAAACAGAAUUUGUAGCUCACCAGUACAAUCUCUACUGGACUUAUUUCAGACUAGUGAAGAGAAAUCAGAAUUUUUGGGUUUCACAAGCUAUACUGACAACAAUAAUAUUUUAGAUAUUUGGGAAGAGGAAAAUUCAAAUCUGUUAACAAUGUUUUUCUCUUCCCCUUCAACUUCUACAUUUACUGGCUUUUAGGUUUUAAAAAAAAAUAAAUGCCUUUCAAAAGCAAUGAUCAUAUUCUUGAAAUUUUUAUAAAUGUAUAAAAAUUCUUAGUUUGGGGAACGGGGGUUUGCCAGUUUUGUUUACAGAACCGAUGUAAAUAAUAAUAAGGUGAUUUUGUGUUUUUCUACAGAAUUACAUACCUAUUUUAGAAAAAUUAUGGAAUAAACUUGUGACUCUA
Dama dama (fallow deer) is the source of this 2499-nucleotide messenger RNA. RefSeq names its product DBF4-CDC7 kinase regulatory subunit (gene DBF4). Gene Ontology annotation, cellular component: nucleus; Dbf4-dependent protein kinase complex. Lineage: Eukaryota; Metazoa; Chordata; Mammalia; Artiodactyla; Cervidae. The record is from RefSeq and is a predicted model, not a curated record. Gene Ontology annotation, biological process: positive regulation of nuclear cell cycle DNA replication; regulation of cell cycle phase transition. The transcript is spliced from 12 exons. Bases 276 to 2294 code for a protein of 672 amino acids. Gene Ontology annotation, molecular function: nucleic acid binding; protein serine/threonine kinase activator activity; zinc ion binding.